This is a messenger RNA of Polyodon spathula (Mississippi paddlefish), 2307 nucleotides long. RefSeq names its product IQ motif containing K (gene iqck). Bases 70 to 930 code for a protein of 286 amino acids. Gene Ontology annotation, molecular function: protein binding. The record is from RefSeq and is a predicted model, not a curated record. The transcript is spliced from 9 exons. NCBI's taxonomy places the organism in Eukaryota, Metazoa, Chordata, Actinopteri, Acipenseriformes, Polyodontidae.
AGCGCACUUCGGUAAACUUCAGUUCCACCGACUGAAUUUGAAAGGUGCUCCCUUAGCAACCUGACCGUCAUGGCAAAAAUGAUAGGAGAAAGAAAAAGUCUGUGGCAGCAAGUUUGUGACGAAUACGAUUCUCAGUACCCGCCUCCACUGGAGAAUGCAGCCUCGGACACCUGUUCGGUUGAGACCUGUGUCUCGCAGUACAGCGCCAGCAAGCACUCGCCAGUCUUCCAUGGGAUCAUGGCAUCCAAGGUGGCGGUGGACACAGGACUGUUUAAGGAUUUUGAACCGCAGUGCUCGCACCCGGCACUGGCAGGCUACGCUGUGGCCCCAAGACCCCCCCAGCCCAAAUCGGUCACGCCGGAAUUCAUUGACCCACACACAUGCUCUCCGAAGGAAUACCUGGAGAACUGUUUGUUCCAUGUGCUACUCCCAGGAAUGGAGGCCAUGCUGGUACAGGCACAACGGGAAUGCUGUCUUGAGAGAAAGCGAACCAGAUUCAACGCAUGUGAUUUCCUGACCGAAUGGCUAUAUAAUAAGAACCCACGGCGGCUAGAGCAGGACCCUGUGAGCUUUGAGGAGAUCCCCUUUGUCAGGGACUGGCUCAGAGAACAUCCUCGGCCUCCUAUACCACUGUCUCUGCUGCUGUCAGAUGAAUCUGCUGCUAUACUAAUCCAGGCUGGCUGGAGGGGCUAUAAGGUGCGCUGUGACCCCGAGGUGCAGGAGCUGAGACAGUGGCAGAAGGAGCUGCGAGAGGAAAGCCGGGACAUUGGACAGAGGGUGCAGGAGUUCUGGGCCAAUCAGGAGUCCAGAGGUAUGAGAAGAAUGUUGGAAAGAGUUGGACGUGAGCUGGAGGACACGAAUCAAGCAAACCGAUCAGGAGUUUGCAUCCGGGUGCUGUCACCCACGCCUCAGAACACAGUCGUCCUGUGACACCCUAACCAGCUCCCAGGAAGCCUGAUCCAGGGAUGUGCUUCAGUCUUGCCAGGGUCCAAGUUCUUCUGCAUGGUGAACAUAGCAUUCGCUUUUGAUUCAUAUGACUGGGAUAUAUUCAAAGGAUCUAAAGAGCAACAGUAUUGAAUAUCACCCUGGUCAACAAAGAGCAUAUGAACUAUGAAUGUCUAUACUGUAGACAUUCAAGAAAAGUUAUGCAUUUUGAAGGACAUAUUUCAAACUAAUAAUUAUGGUUUGCAUCUACUACUGGGGCAAGCAUAGUUAAUUGCACUAAGGUCGAUAUAGUGGUGUAGAUACAGUGAUUGGCUAUCUUUAUCAUCAAAAUAUCAUUAAAAAAUGUUUUAACUAGUCCAGUGAAUCUAGCAUUCAUUCCUUUUAGUAUAUUUUCCAUUUUCAGUUGCUGGCUGGAAAAUCAGAAGUUAAUAGUCAGACUGUAACAGAAGCAAUGAUGGUCUAUAAUAAGGUACUUGUGCCAGAUAUUGACAACUUAAUUUCAUUAAAAUAAACAGAAGCCCACAGCUGGUUAGUCUAAUCAAAUAGCUUCUUUAAAGACAUUGUCUGUGAAAUAUGAUAAUGCUGCAUUAACAGCUCCCUAUGGAGAUAGCAGGAUCAAUUUGUACUAAUGCAGCUUCACAGCCUCAUAGUAUUUAUAGUAAAAUGUUGGUGCAGGGAAACAAAGAUAAUACUAGUUGCACUAAAACAAAACCAUAAAAAAUGAAAAUGCAUGAGAAAGCAAGGCAACCGACAUGAGCAUGAACCAGACUGGAGAGCAGAACUAAAAAAACCAGGACAAGUCAGCAUUUAUCAAUACUAUACGCUGCCAUCCUACUUAUUAUGUUGUGUUUUCUUGUAUUUCAAUUUGGUUUGCGCUGAGCGCAACCUAGAUUCACUAACUGGCAAGUGCCUUCUUUCUGAUUUGCUGAUUCCAAGGCAACACUGGUGGAACAGGUAGUUUCUAAUUCUAGAUGAAACUUCUAAGGUGAAAAAUGAAAUAGAUAACAGACCACUGGUAAACACUGGAUCGCUGAUGCCAGGCUGUGUGACAGAAGUUUUUAUAUAAUUUAGUUCCUUCAAAGACUCAUAAACUACUUCAUGUCAGUUUACUGCUCUGACAUUAAAAUGCAUAUAUUGUAGCCUGGCAUCAGGUGUGCUAUGCAGGGGUGAAUUUAUUGUUCAAAUAUAUUUACAAAAGCCAGAAAAAAAUAUGCCACUUAUACUGCCUAAUUAAAGGGCUAGUAUCCUAUCUGAAACACAAGGCUAAGUAAGCAUGUGACUUUUCUUUGUUAUUUGGACCAGAACAAUCAAAUGGGACAAGGACAUUAGACCAUUGGGUUUAGCUUGAACUUAUUAAUCUUU